AGGUAAGAAAAUUCAGCAACCCAAACCAGGAAGUAAAAGUUUUCGGAUUUUUUGUGGAUUUUUAACAAUAAUUGACACAUUUUGGCAUUAAUUACCAACAUAAAAUGACCCAGCCUAAGUCAAACUGUUUGAUAGUACUUAGUGCUGCAAUCGAAGGUGUUGAUUGCCAGUCCUUUAUUCAAGCCUUCACUCUAACCCACUCAACAUUCUCAGUUCAACUAGCAUCCCCAAAUGGUCGACUCUCUGAAUUCAUAAAUCAGGAUGACAGCAGUAGGCGUUGGCUGAAUGACUUCAGGGCAAAAUCAUUCUCAACUCCAAUAAAUCUUGAAAUGGUAGAUGCCAACCGUUAUUCCGCCCUAUUACUACCCAGCAUGCCGGGAUCAGUAUUUGAUCUCGCUCACAACCUUGAACUCUCACAGAUAAUCAGACACUUUGUGAAGGAAAAAAAACCUAUUUGUGCAGUUGGUAUGGGAGUGGCUGCCCUGUGUUGUGCUCAGCAUGAUGACAGCACCUGGGCUUUCAGUAGCUACAGCUUGACCUCUACCUCAGUUUUUGAACUCGCUCGCCAGCAUGACUUUUCAACUAUACCAAUUAUUCCUGAAGAUUUCAUCAAGGACAGUGGAGGAAAAUAUAGUUGUAGUGAACCCGAUGCAGUCCAUGUGGUCAUUGAUCGGCAUCUUAUCACUGGUCAAAAUGAACAAUCAACACUCACAGCAGUUCAGAAUCUUAUACUUCUAUGUAAUCAAAGGCAAGGGAAAGGGGUGAAAUGAGACAAAUAUAACAAGUCCCAAAAGAAGCAUGAGUAUAUGGUCUUGGCAGUUGGCCAGUCCUUCAUCUGGUGCAGAGAAACAGUCAUCACCAAACUAGUCAAAUUGUGUCUUUUUUGUGAAUCAUCUUCGGAGUCAACUGGAUUAGAGUUGGACAUGGUCAGGACCACCUCAUCAUCACCUUUGGUCUAAGGAAUGUUGGAGGUUAACAAAGACUGCAUCAUCACAGAUCCCCAUGACCAGUAUUCGAAAAUGGUCCGAACAUUUGUUGAAAAUGUGUUUUUUCACUGAAGAGGAAUUUUCACCUUUGUGCAUGUGAGGCGACCAAAGUCUGUGGAAUCAGUCCCUAAAUCUACAGGACCAUCAUUGUUAAUUUGACAGAAUUGAAUUUGCAUUUCUGAGCAUUGUAUCAACUGGAUAAUCAAAUUGUGAAUAAAUUUACAUGUGAAUUUGAAA
Molecule: messenger RNA, 1223 nt
Organism: Lineus longissimus
Lineage: Eukaryota; Metazoa; Nemertea; Pilidiophora; Heteronemertea; Lineidae
Product: glutamine amidotransferase-like class 1 domain-containing protein 1
Exons: 8
Coding region: 105-770 (221 amino acids)
Cellular component (GO): cytoplasm
Molecular function (GO): glyoxalase III activity
Source: RefSeq, a predicted model, not a curated record